Messenger RNA from Tremella mesenterica DSM 1558, 1455 nucleotides. RefSeq lists its product as uncharacterized. The transcript has 7 exons. The record is from RefSeq and is a predicted model, not a curated record. Gene Ontology annotation, biological process: positive regulation of transcription by RNA polymerase II; DNA-templated transcription. The coding region runs from base 1 to 1455 and encodes 484 amino acids. Lineage: Eukaryota; Fungi; Basidiomycota; Tremellomycetes; Tremellales; Tremellaceae. Gene Ontology annotation, molecular function: DNA-binding transcription factor activity, RNA polymerase II-specific; sequence-specific DNA binding; zinc ion binding.
AUGCCCGCUGAGUAUCGUAUGAGGACCACUCAGUCCGACAGCAGUCAGGUUCCAGUAGGAGCUAGAUUGGCCAAAGCUUGCAACCGUUGUCAAGCACGAAAGAUAAAAUGUGAUGGAGCAUUACCACGUUGCGGUCCAUGUAGCAAGACCGGAUUAGAAGAUUGUAACAUCGAAGAGUGUGUAUUAUGGACACAACAACAUGUCGCACAGCUUGAAGAAAGGAUUGAAUGGUUACAUGGUCUGGUGGCUCAUACCUACGAAGCUGGAGAGUGGAUAGGAGGAGUCAAAACGGGCACUAUCUUACAACCGAAACCUAUCAAGGAGUAUGCGUCAGAACCUCUGGUCGAGGAGGUUGGGUUGCUUAGCUUGCGUGCAAACGGGUCUUAUAUCGGGAGUAUGUCCGGUGUCACCCUUACCCGACUGAUAUGUACCGCACUUCGACUAGAAGAACAAGACGAACCUAUCAUCACCGUAGAAGAUGUUCCAGUCAGAUCGACCCUUAGUCGAGCACCUUAUCCACCUCGUAGUCUGGCUGUAGAAUAUAUAACGCGAUAUACUCAACGAAUCCAUCGAUGGUACCCCUUCCUCGAUCUUAACCACCUAGCGGAAACCCUAUCUUCAGUUUAUGAUCGAGGUACUCAACCUGAUGAUUUCGGUCGGUUCACUCUCAACAUGAUCUUCGCUCUCUCAAGCCCUAUUCCCCCAGAUCAAUAUACACCGGCCGAGUAUUUUCGAGCCGCCUUGGGUCUCAUGACUGCAAUACUGGCCCAAGGGUCUUAUGAUACUGUCCGAGUACUCCUUCUCUUAUGUUUGUACGGAUUACGGUCAUGGGAAACACCAGGGGUGAAUUGUUGGCAAAUCAUCGGUCAUGCGACACGUAUCGGAAUUGAGCUGGGUCUUCAUCGACAUCGUUAUCGUGGUGGUAGUGAGGAGAUUGAAAAUGAGUCGAGACGGAAGUUAUGGUGGUCCACCUAUUCACUUGAACGCCUCAUUGCUAGUGGUUGUUGUCGAGUCCUUUCCAUACCGAUCGAUCAAUAUGCUCCUCGAGACUCAGUCUUGAUGGUCCCUCCAGCACUACAACCAUUUCUCCGGGCGGAAGCAUGGCAAAUCGAUCUACGACCCUCCUUGCAUCUAAUAGAACAACGCAGUCUACUUGGUGAAGUCCUGGAAUGUGUCUACACGACACGACCUAGAGAUCGACCAUCCCCACCCAUCGCUGAAACUUCUGCUCGUGUGAUGCAGAUACAAGCUCGACUGGUCACCUGGGCUCAAACCACACCCUUGGUGGUUCAAACAGACACGAUAGAACAUGAUGUCCUUCAAUUGGCUUUUCACCAAGCCACAGUCUUACUUCAUCGACCUAGUCCAAGUUUUCCUAACCCCGCUCCGGACGUACUAGACGUUUGUCUAGGUGCAGCUAGAAGGACCAUACAUGUUGGGCAGGUUUUCAAAUGA